Messenger RNA from Bactrocera oleae (olive fruit fly), 6303 nucleotides. RefSeq names its product MLX interacting protein mondo (gene Mondo). Lineage: Eukaryota; Metazoa; Arthropoda; Insecta; Diptera; Tephritidae. The record is from RefSeq and is a predicted model, not a curated record. Gene Ontology annotation, cellular component: nucleus. Gene Ontology annotation, molecular function: RNA polymerase II cis-regulatory region sequence-specific DNA binding; DNA-binding transcription factor activity, RNA polymerase II-specific; protein dimerization activity. Gene Ontology annotation, biological process: regulation of transcription by RNA polymerase II.
GAGUUUAAUAAUAUUUCUUUCCGGUAUCUUUUGGAGUGCUUUUCUAAUUUAUUCUAAAGGUCAGGAAAAUAAUACACAAGCUCUCCUUAGAAAUAGUGAGCUAAGUUUCCGAACUAACUGUUCAUUGUAAAAAGUGCUGUGUUCAGCAGCUCUAACAAGUGCAAGUAUCUUAAAGUGCUUUAACAAAUUCUCAUUCGCUUUUUUUGCCUUUUCUUAAUAAACGCAAUCUAAAAACGCUACGAAACGAAACGAAACUGUUAUUGACUGUAUUAUAUUAUUAUCUUAACUAAGAAUGAUUUCGACACUUUUGUAUGACUUCAGAAGGAAGAAAAAUAAAAAAAAAGUUUCUUUUCCGAAGCAAAACUCGUUUCGCUAACUUUAAAGUUAAGCGGUUUAAGAGAUACUCUGAUCUUACUAAUGGCAUUGCCGCCACUGUUAGCAGUUUGUCGAAAAACUGAGGGAUAAUAGAGAACUGCUGUUUUAUCAGUUUGCAGCGAGAUGUUCUAUUUUUGACAACUUGCUUUUUGUGGUGAAUUUUUUGACAGCAAUAUGUAUAUGGCUCAGACAAUUUUUGAUAAUAAUAAUAGUUGUAUUAUUCAAGUGAAAGAACAUACGUGAAUUCAAGUGCGAAUAUACGUAGGAAAUUUCGUGCUCGUCUAUUUAGAAAUACAUAAUUUAAAAUAAUUUCUUUUGCAAGAAAAUAAGAUCACAUCGUAAUAAAAGGCAAUCUAAACUUUUUGUAAAAAAUAUACAUCUCGCCAGCUACGUCACCGCCCGCUGUUCAAUGUACUUCACCAACAUAAUAACAGGUCAUUUAUCAACAUAAGAUCUCAUCUUCCUAGUUCCACUGGCCGUACGACACACAAUGAAGCAAACACUUAACCAAUAGUGAACGAAUAAAACAACACAUUAAAAUAAACGAAGAGCAAACUCAUCUAAAAUGUUAUCAACUUCAUAUUGUUCGAUAUCCUCUAUGCAAUGUGAAUUACUCGAUGGGAAAAAUAAUAUUUUCCAUGCUAUCACAGUUCACUUAUGAGAGUAUAAUUUAUAUCUAUUUUAUAGAGUAUUCUUAGUAUAUAAAAUAUAUUAACGGAAUCAUGAGCAUAUGUGCGUCAUUCAGAUAACAACCUAUUGAAUUCUUAAAAUCUUGAUUUGUUUAUACAUGUGUAGAAAUAUACGUGUUUAAAUAUAAUCUACAACAAUUUGGAAUUCAUCAUAGUAAAAACAAAUACAUUGAGUGGAAUCAAGGCUAGCAGUGUUACAUUAGUGGAAUUUUCCUCUCAUUUCAAACAUAAAUUUGGUUGUUACACCAAGAUGAACUGCCGUACUGAUUACAUCCAUGUAGAUGCGUAUAGCACAUGGCAAAUUUGUUAAUUAAAAUUUGAAAAUUAUAUCAAUUCGUGUUAUUUAUAGUAGUCCAAACAACACUAUUAUGGUUAGAUGUUUUAGUGCUUUGAAGAACUAAAAAAAAGAAACAAUUUAUUUUUUUGUGCGAAAAUAAGUCCAUAUUUAUUGCAACAGUAAACAAUAGUAUUGGUGUUAUCUCAUUAAAUAUAUUGUAAUUACUCCCUAUCUAGUAGUAAAUUUGUACUACAUUGUUAAAAUUAAUAAUAAGCAAUUAUGAGUGUAUUUGUACACAAGUAACUGACAAAACAAAGCUUCAAAUAAAUAUAAUGAAUAAAUAUUGCCUUAGUGUGUGGUAUUGAGAGUCAUUGAACAGGGCAGCAAGAGAUUUGAAAGAGUGUGAAAGAGCAUUUGAAUUGUUUCCCAAUGUGAAUACCUACUUCGCAGAUAAGAGCAAACACUUAUAGAACGACGAAUAUUGUUGGGAUCAAAAUCGCUAUCACUGUUUUGACUGUAUUGACGAGGUGUAUGUCAUGGAAAAGAUAUUAUAUGUGACCGUACAGUUUAAAGUUGGAUCGGGUGUUAUCAUCAAAGUUUUCGAACUUGCUGGUAGUAAAAGUUAACAUCUUAACAAUUGUUAGGCUUUAUAAUCAAACAAAUCAAUCGCUUUUGAUACAUUUUUGCAAAGUGUUCAAACCUUUAUUGGUUAUUAGUGAGCCGUGAUUACAGAGCGCGCGUCUUUAUCAAUUUUAUAGUAAUUGGAUGAAGAUCAAUUCAGAUGAAAUAAUAAAAAUUUAAUUAAUAGAACUGGCAUAGAAGCAUAAGUAUAAAUUAUUGGUCGUAUUGGACACGCGUAAAUCAAUGAGAGUUCGCGCCGUAGAUAAGAAGACAGAAUGAUGUUAAAUAAAUAUCAGAAUUAUUUGCAACAACACCAAAACCAUCAGCAAAUUGUGCAAGAACAACAACAACAACAAAGCUGCGGUGAUAUUACUACAAACAUGGCGAAAAGCGACGCUGGUCUUUCUGAUUAUGGAGCUAUGCCUUAUAAUAUUUCCAAAUCAGAACGAGAAUCUAUACACUCUGGCCAAUUUAUGGUUUCUCAUUUUGAAGCGGAAGAGGCACAAGAAGAUGAUCUCGAAGAGGAUGAUGAAGUGAAAAUGCUUGAUCCUGAAGAAAUAAAUCUUACAAAAACAGAGGAUGUUGAAAAUACAAGCACUGAUGUGCAGCGUUUUGUACCACGAAAAAUAUCAUAUGUUCAAGAGCUUGGUCAAGAAGGAUCAGUAGUGGCCUCUCAUUUGGAAAUAGAGACUUCACUCACCAAAUUAUUCAAAUGUAUGAAUCUCGCUUACAGUCAAAAAUUAACAUCCCCAAAAUGGAAUCAUUUCAAAGGAAUUCGAUUGCGCUGGAAGGACAAAAUUCGCUUAAACAAUGUAAUUUGGCGAUGCUGGCACAUGCAAUUCAUACUGAAGCGUAGGACACCCGUGUGCCAGUUUGCAUCACCAUUGGACGUUGACAUCCAUAGCAACCCGCAGGCGGUUGUAUUAGAAGGAAAAUAUUGGAAACGUCAAACCACCGUUAUCAAGGCUGAAUACAGGAAAUGGCGAAAAAAUUCCAAGUCUAAAACUGCUGGUUGUCUCACUUAUGAUACGAAGAGCGAAUUCGAUUUUUUAGAAUGGUCUCCACUGAACGAUCGCAUGUUAAUGAUACCCGAUGAUUGGACAAAUGACACGCUGUUCUCUUCAAUUAAUGGACCAUUUCCGUUUCCAGAUCCUCGUGAAAUAGCGCGUGGUGCGGGAAUCGCUGAUUUCAUACAACCUGGUCUGGGCUCUCUUCAACCGAAUAUUGACGAUAUCGAUCUGACGAUUGAUGCUUUAUUCUUCUCAGAGCUGUUGCAGCCGAAUCGGCUUCCGCCAGUGCCAGAAGAAGGCACUGAUGAAAUGCUUAAAAAUGUAGAAUAUAACCUCUCAGCAAUCAUGGGUUCUGAUCAGCUAGAGUCAAAUAAUAUGGUUGGUGUUGUUGGUGGUAACAAUUCUAAUACACUACCUGUAAACGACGAUACCAAUAUGUUGGACUUAAAUGCGCCACUUGAUUCGAUACAGUUUCAAUCGUCAAUGGUUCAACGUUAUCCAACGCCAUUAUCUCGUGAAAAUAGUAAUAGUCAAUUAAUGAAUACCUCAGGAUCUAAUCAAACGCAGACAAUUAACUCUGUGGACACCAUUAUGACCGAUGAUCAUGCAUCAGCAGUAGGGGUUAAUGAUGGGCUAGGUUCUCCCGCUUCUGCAACAUCCACCUCGUCAACUAUGCGAAUGCACUCCAAGCACUUUCCGACAACAAGUGAAAGCGUUUCAAACAAUCGAUCCUCAGGCAACGAAUUUCCAAGUAAAAGUGUGAUGAAGGGAAGAAUUUCCAAAAACUCACAAAGGAUAUUUAGGCGGGAACCCCAUAAUUAUGAUAAAGCUCAACCAACAUUGCAUCAAACCACAAUUUAUCAGCAAAUGUUGGCAGAACACCAGAAAAGCCAACAGAGUCAACAUUUGCAGCCUACCUUACCUUGCACAGCCUUGCAACAUCAUAGCAUGUCCUACCAUCAACAACAACAACAGCAGCAACAAAUACAAUCAGCGACUACACAAUAUCCCACACCUGCCACAAUUAUAAGAGGCACCGGCGACGGUGGCAGUGGUGCAGUAUACGGUGGCUAUGGUAGUGUUGAUAUAUCAGCCUCAGCUAAUAGUGGUAUUAACGUAAACAAUAAUCUGCUUAAUGUUUCUAUGGUUAAUCAAAAGCCGAAAGGUUACGCAAUAAUACAGACAACCACAAAUUGCAUGCCCAAUACCACACAAAUCAAUGCUAACAACUCACCACACACUGGAAACACAUCAGUGCUGUUGCAGACGGUGAAAACGGAACCACCAUCCACCGAUAUGCUAUCCAUGUAUAAUUUAAGUGCUUCAAAUGAUGUUUAUGGCAUCAACACUAAUCUAAGUUGUAACAAUAACUCAAACGCUUAUAAACCUUAUCCGAGUGUGAGUAACUUUAAGAAAUCCGCAUCCACUGGCGGCUACAUUAAUAUGCGCGUCAAUACGAAUUCGCCCUAUAUGAACGAUCAAACUCCGAAUGCACAACACGUACAUCAACAAUCGUUACCUUUGAAUUUAGGUUGUCAGGUGACUUCGUUGUCCAGCCCCUUACAAUUACAGGUACAAGCACAAUGCCAGCUAUCGCCUUCAUCUAGUCAUCAGCACCAACAACAACAACAACAGUCUACUCAGCAUCUCUUAACAACGCAGCAGCAACAUCAAAUGCAGCAACUUAGCCAACAGCAGCAGCAACAACAACAACAACCCUCUGUGAAUAUGAUGCCACGUGAAAUGUUUCGUUCGAAUAGUUUACCCUUAAAUGUGACACUGCAAAAAUUGGAGUCACGCUCAAGUCACGAUAACUUCGCUGUACCCAAAUAUCAGGCUAAAAAUAAUAAGCCACGCUCACGCAGCAAUUCAAUACAUCAGCAUUCGCUAGUUGCACCCAGCGGCGCCAAUAAGUCCAGUAGUGCAACGAGUAGUAAUCUGAUGGUCUCACCACAGUUGCAAUCAGCUACCAGCGAUCCGAUGUUAAAUAAUAGUACCUUAGCUCAACUUUUGACAACGAGCUCACGCUCAUUGCUUAAGAAACAAAAUUCUUCCUCAAGUGCCAUAUCAAAUAUAAAUGUUCCGAUGCCAGCUGUAGUGGUGCCACCACCAGCGUCUUCGACCAUAACUGUAAACACAAAUAAAUCACAAAAUAAUGUCACCACAUCAACCAGCACCAAUUAUUUUGCAACACCCAAUAUACAAUGCGCGGCCACUAAUGUGUCGGGAACAUCAACGGAUUCAUCAUACUCUCCUCACGGCAUGCGAAUGCAUCAAGAACAACUGCAGAAGUCACCAAAAAAAUCUACUUCACUGCCAACACCGGCGGCACCACAAAUGUUGCAUAGCCCACCUUGCAGUAAGAUGUUGAGUUAUCCGCCGACAGCCAGUCAAGCAGCCAUGUGCACCAAUACCUUGAGCUUAUCACCAGAAUCGUUUCACGAUCAAGACUCACCGCUUUCACCAACACAUAGUUUGAAAUUUCCACGCGAAAAUCAAAGGCGCGCCGGUCAUAUACAUGCCGAACAAAAACGACGGUAUAACAUUAAAAAUGGUUUUGAUUUAUUGCAUUCGCUUAUACCGCAACUGCAACAAAAUCCCAAUGCCAAGCUGAGUAAAGCGGCCAUGUUGCAAAAAGGUGCGGACCACAUUAAACAUUUGCGUGCGGAACGUAAUCAAUUGAAGGAUCAUAUGGAAGCUUUGCUUAAGGAGAGAGACAUUCUCAAUAACUCGCUAACGCAUUUGCACUCAAUCCUCCCAGCUAAUGGCGCACCUGUGACACGUCAAGGCACAGAACAUGUUCGGCAGCUGUAUGAUCAGUAUGUGCGCCAUCGUACAAUGCAAGACUGGAAAUUUUGGAUUUUGGGACUUAUUUUAGAACCCCUGUUAACCUCUUACACCGCAUCAGUGUCCAGUGCCAGUUUGGAGGAAUUACGACGCACAGCGUUUUUAUGGGUCGACCAGCAUUGUUCGCUGAUUGACUUGCGGCCAGCUGUUUCUAAUAAAUUAAAGUACUUGUCAAUGAAAACCGAUAUUUUGUCAGACCCUCCGUCAACUUUAAAAGACGAAGUCGCAAAAGCUGUCUAUAACAACUCUGGACACCAUCCCAAUUUGCAUGGAACUUAAAAUAUACUAUAUAUAUAUAUAUAUAUAUAUGUAUAUUAGGCGAUUGUUAAGCAUAGUGAUGUAAAAUUUUCGGUUUUUGUUGCUAAUCUUUUCAAGAAUUUGUACAAAUAUUUUUUAUUAAAAAAAAAUCGUGCCUAUAAAUUUAAAAAAAUAGUUAUUGUUAUACGUUAAUAAAGUAUGAGAAACAAUUUUAAUAUAAACAAAA